This is a messenger RNA of Cladocopium goreaui, 1571 nucleotides long. The record is from the annotation of a GenBank genome assembly. NCBI's taxonomy places the organism in Eukaryota, Dinophyceae, Suessiales, Symbiodiniaceae.
AGAGGUCUCUGCUGUGUCGGUGCUAUGGCGCGCUGGCUGCUGCCAGCACUGCUGGGCUCGGUGUUGGGGUUGGAGCCUUUUCCCACACCACCGGAGCAGACUGCUGAGCAGAUCAGCAACUUCCAGCGCAUCCGUGCCAGGGCCAGGGAUGCCAGCUUGGCAGCUACACCUCAGGUCUUGGCAUACUUCGAUUCGCAGCCCUUUCGCGGCAUGCUGAAAGACUGCUGCCCAAAAAUAGCAGACCUGCCAGCCGAGGAGCUGCUGAGACGCUACCGGGCAGAAGCGCAAGUGGCUGAGCUGGCCCAUGCGCUUCCCGCCCAGAUGAAGGACAUUUUUUCAGACGUCACGGUGAAGGAGGUUGGGGGUAUGUCUUGGUUCCCCAACGAGUUCCAGGUGGCGUUGAUUCACCACAGGAACUUGUCCAUUGGGGCUUCGCCAGUCAAUGAUGCCGCGCAGAAGGACAUCUUUGGCUGCAAGCCCUUCGCUGAGCGUGAGCCCACGUGGUCCGAAGUUGCUAACCGUUUGAUCUACAUUGCGCACAACAUGAGGCGCCUGGAUUCGGGUUCUGAGCCAUUCUUUGGGGACUUUACAGUGGUCUUUAACAGCACUCAUGUGAAGGACAGCGUGGUCAUUGCCCCGUAUGACACUGGCUUGUAUGAAAUGGUGUGUUUUAACCCCCACAUGAAAUUGCCUGGACAGUUGAAUCGAUCCAUGCUGCCGCCUCUCAACUGCAGCGCCUGGCCCAAAUCACUACCCGUGGGUACGCUGGAUUAUCUUGACCACUUAAUUCUGCCGAACCUUGCCGCUGCGGCGAACAGCACGAAGACAAACCGCACAAUGCUGGACUCUGCACGGGAUUUGUAUGUUCGCAGCAGCAUGUCCGAGAUCGACUACCAGGAUGUGCCAGCUUUGGGAAUGCAGAACUUGGGCGACUACCUGGAGUCGGAUAUUUUGGCAAAUCCUCGGCUGCCUGAGGCCGUGAAGUUUGGCAUUGGCAGCUUUCCCACACUCUUUGGCACUCAAGAUGGACGUGAUAUGCAGGCCAUCGCCAAGAGAUUGCACUGGCCACUGUUUUGGUCCUUUGGCACCGGAGAUCCCACCGCGCAGGAUCCCCACAUGACCUUGGACUUGAAGCUCCCUGGCAACCUGCGCAUCGCGGAUCCGGAGAACAUUCUGAUGACCACCAAUGGCACGGUAAGCGGUUCGGCUUCCGAGACUUUUGAGAAGGUUUGGCAAGAAGCUGUAGAAGUGCGAGCUAAGCGCAAUGCAACAAAGCAAGACGUUCACAAGUGGUGGCACGCUUUGGAUGAUCAACUGCGAGCUGCACCCAUCACCUGGAGAUCCUGUGCCAGCGUGCACGACUGCGUGGGAGUGGACUUCGCGGGUGACUGCAUUUGUGUCUCGAAGCGUGAGGAGCGUAUCGCCUUUACCGUUUAGAUCCAGGCGCAGCACAGAAGCACGCCCUGGUGGCUACGGAAAUGACGUGUGCAUGGGCUCUUGGCCCGGCACACCAUGGCACCUUUUGAAAUCUGCUGGAGGGCUGAUUUCUGUCCCCUGGUGUGACCCCUCAC